AUGCUGCAUUUAACCCGUUUCGCAGCAAGCACUGUUGUCGGCGGCCUUAGCAUGCUUGUUCUCAAGAAACCGAAUGUUCUCAGUGUGUUAACACUGCAUGCAGCAGAUAACAAAGAACCAUGCUAUGUGGGAGAUGUCAUAAAGAGAAGAGUUGGAUUUCCCCAGCCAACAGCAUGCUGCAAACCACUGCGAUUCAAGGAUUUCAUCAUUUCAUAUGAUUCAAAGAACAGAAUUCCUAACUGGGUUUACGAGCAUCUACAGUAUGACAAACUGUUCAAGGAUGAUCCAUGUGACCGACGUGUCAAAGUUGAAAGAACACAAUGUGCAAGUAACGAAGACAAGGAGAAGCCGAAGUUUACACCAGAUUGUCGUAUCCAUGGUUACCAUCGGGCAGACGCCAAAGAUUACUGCGAUACCGAGUACGAAAUGGGUUUGAUGGCCCAGCCAGAGAAUUAUCCUUAUGAUCCUGAAUCUUUCUGUGAAUGUUUCACCAUGACCAAUAUCGUCCCCCAAGUUCCUGGAUUCAACUGUGGAGCGUGGUUUGAUUUAGAAUGUUACAUACGGGAGCAGCUUGUUCGUGCAUCUAAAGGGGUCUACGUCUGCUCUGGGCCAUUGUUCCUUCCAAUAGUUGAAGAUGAUAAGACCAUCAAGCAAUACGAUGUUCUUGGUGACGGGGAGGUCUCCGUGCCUACACACUUUUUCAAGGUAAUCGUAAUCGAAACAAACGAUGGUCAACUAGAGCUGGAGUCCUACAUGAUGCCCAACUCGUCUCCAGAGGAAGGCGAAGAAAUUAAUCUGGAAAACUUUCUGACGCCGUUGUGCCAGAUUGAACACCAUUCGGGUCUGAUAUUCUUCCCUGAGAAGAAAUGCUUCAGUAGUAAUAACAAGAGGAGAGGCGCCAGGCUGCAUGCUCUGUAA
Messenger RNA from Candidula unifasciata, 918 nucleotides. NCBI's taxonomy places the organism in Eukaryota, Metazoa, Mollusca, Gastropoda, Stylommatophora, Geomitridae. The record is from the annotation of a GenBank genome assembly.